CCUCCCCGAAUAAGGCUGUGAAUAGAGGAGACACCUACCCUGGUGAAGUAGCUGCUACUGUUUUGGGAGUAAUGCAAAAAUUGAAUUGGAGUCAUGCAUACAGAUUAGUAUGGCAGUCUAAAGUUGGACCUGUAGCAUGGUUAAGCCCCAAAACUGAUGAUGCUAUCAAAGGCUAUGUGACAAAAGGCAAGACAAGCAUAUUGCUUGUUCCUAUAUCCUUUGUGAAUGAACAUAUAGAAACGUUGCAUGAAUUAGAUAUUGAAUAUGGUGAAGAAUUAGCUCAUAAGAUUGGUGUCAAACAUUUUAGAAGGGUCCCUGCUCCAAAUGAUCAUCCAUCUUUCAUAGAGUGCUUGGCUGAUAUUGUGAAAAACCAUUUGAAUUCUGAAGAAAUAUGUAGCCAGCAACUAUUACUUCGAUGUCCAUUAUGUGCACAAGCUACUUGUGAUCAAACAAAAAAGUGGUUAUCAGAUUUGAAGCAUAAAAUGAACAUCUAAGCUCACUGUAUCGAGGGUAUUUUUGGUGGCAGAAGGGUUAGAAAAUGAAAUUGUUUUCUAUUUUAUAUUACCACCCUUUCUGAAGAAGAUAGAGUGAGAGAUCUGUUAAUAACUGGUGUUUUAUAUAUAUGUGAUAUGUAUUUGCUUUUCCUUUUACAUAUGCAAUAAAUGAAAUAUUUUUAUAUUUUUCUAAAUGAAAA
Stegodyphus dumicola is the source of this 694-nucleotide messenger RNA. RefSeq names its product ferrochelatase, mitochondrial (gene FeCH). Lineage: Eukaryota; Metazoa; Arthropoda; Arachnida; Araneae; Eresidae. Gene Ontology annotation, biological process: heme biosynthetic process. Gene Ontology annotation, molecular function: protoporphyrin ferrochelatase activity. The record is from RefSeq and is a predicted model, not a curated record. Gene Ontology annotation, cellular component: mitochondrion.